Triplophysa rosa is the source of this 18171-nucleotide messenger RNA. It is a transcript of the gene sfpq, whose product is annotated as splicing factor proline/glutamine-rich. NCBI's taxonomy places the organism in Eukaryota, Metazoa, Chordata, Actinopteri, Cypriniformes, Nemacheilidae. The record is from RefSeq and is a predicted model, not a curated record. The transcript has 12 exons. Gene Ontology annotation, cellular component: nucleus. Gene Ontology annotation, molecular function: RNA binding. Bases 167 to 1996 code for a protein of 609 amino acids. Gene Ontology annotation, biological process: regulation of DNA-templated transcription.
UAUGCUCUUCAUCACUGCAGCACGAGCACGGCCAUUUUACAAGCCGUUUGUGCGAGAUAAGAAGACACAUUCCUCAACGGUAUUUAUCGGCAGUUCUUGACCACCGUGUGUUUUUAAUCGUAUCUAUCAUUUUCUUAACCCCUUUCAAGUCAGCAAUAGUGUGAUUAUGUCUCGUGACCGUUCCCGUAACCGCGGAGGAGGAUUCCAGCAACGAGGCCGCGGAGGAAUAAUGGGAAUGCGUGGUGCAAUGGGAAACCCCUACUUUCGGAAUCAAAACCAGCAACCUUUUCAAAACCGUGGAGGCCAUGUGGGUGGUGGAUUUAACGCAAACCAGGAUGUGGGUGGUGGAUUUAAGGCAAACCAGGGGAAUCAACCCAAUCCAGCAGCUAACGUUAACGUUACGCCUCAGAAACCGCAAGAAUCCGUACAGAAUAAGCCUGCCAUUCAGUCGCCCCCUGCCCAGGGCCCAACUUUGGCCCAGCAGGGUAACAACAAUAAAGCCCCGUCGACACCCCAGACUGCCAUUCCCGCUAACGUUGCGCCGAAGAUUCAGUCUCCACCGCCUCAGAAUAACGCCAACGUAAAGACCCCGGACCUCGGUUCUCCACAGAACCAGCCUAAACAAAACACUCCUCGAGGUGGGAUGGGGAAUGGCCAGAAACAGCAUGUUCCGCCUGCGAAGAAAGCGCCAGAGCAGAAGCCACAACAAAAUCCAAAAAACGAGGACGUGUCUCAUUCUCAGGAGUUGAAGGCAACAUUAUCUUUGCUUCGCAAACCUGGGGAGAAAACCUAUACUCAACGUUGCAGAUUGUUCAUUGGCAACCUGCCAAACGACAUCACCGAUGUAGAAUUCAGGAGGUUGUUCGCCAAAUUUGGAGACCCCAGUGAGGUCUUCAUCAAUCAAAGCAAAGGUUUCGGCUUCAUAAGACUGGAAUCUCGUGCCUUGGCUGAGAUUGCGAAAGCCGAGCUGGAUGAUACUCCAAUGAAAGGCAGACCACUCAGAGUUCGCUUUGCCACUCACUCUGCUGCACUGUCUGUGCGUAACUUAUCCCCCUUUGUCUCGAAUGAGCUGCUGGAUGAGGCCUUCUCUCAGUUUGGAGUAGUGGAAAGAGCUAUAGUUAUCGUAGAUGAUCGUGGCCGCUCAACAGGAAAAGGCAUUGUCGAGUUCUCUUCCAAACCCGCAGCUCGGAAGGCAAUGGAUCGUGUUAAUGAUGGGGUGUUCCUUCUCACAUCGGCGCCCCGUCCAAUUGUUGUUGAAUUAUUAGAGCAAUUUGAUGAGGAGGAUGGUUUGCCAGAGAAGCUUGCGCAGAAGAACCCCACGUAUCAAAAGGAGCGGGAGCAGCCUCCACGAUUUGCCCGUCCUGGCACCUUUGAGUUUGAAUACUCUCAGCGCUGGAAGUCCCUUGAUGAGAUGGAGAAACAACAGAGGCAGCAGGUAGAGAAGAACAUCCGUGAAGCCCGUGAGAAGCUGGAAGCAGAGAUGGAAGAUGCCUACCAUGAGCAUCAGGCAAACAUGCUCAGACAGGACCUCCUUAGACGGCAAGAGGAGCUCAGACGUAUGGAAGAGAUGCAUAGUCAAGAGAUGCAGAAACGUAAAGAAAUGCAGCUCAGACAAGAGGAGGAGCGCCGCAGAAGAGAGGAGGAGGUGAUGCGUCAGAGGGAGAUCGAGGAACAGAUGAGACGCAAACGCGAGGAGUCUUACAGAAUGGGUGGCUACAUGGACAAUAGGGAAAGGGAGAUGAGGAUGAAUACUGGUGGAGGCCUGGGAUUGACCGAUAUGUCAUAUGGAUCCCCUAACCAGAAGUUCCAGUUGGCUGGAAUGAACUUUGAUGCACACCAAGGGUUGGGUGGAGCAGCAGCAGGGGGCAUGGCAUCCAACGAAAUGCGCAAUGAGCGUUUCCCACAAGGGGGUCCAAGGGGCAUGGGUGCUGGAAACCCAGGAUAUGGCAGGGUCCGUGAGGAAUUUGAUGGGCCUGCCAAGAAGCCACGCUUCUGAUCUGGCACUUUAAAGCAGAUUUUGUGUGUGGAACUCCAGAGGCAUUUCUGGUAUCAGAAUUGAUGUAUUUAAGUUUCAAGAAUUUUCUUGCAAUUUUAGCCUGAAGACUCCCGAAGACCCUUUUUUCUUUGCAUUUUUAUUUUAUAUUCUUAAUAGGUUUAAUAAAACUGCUCAAGUCAGCACUAGUUUAGUGCUACCAAUAUGUAACUUCCCUUCCUACUAGUCUAUACCUUGUCAUCAUGUUAUUUGUGUUAUACUGGUGAAUAUUGUGAGUUGUUCUGAUCUUUCUAUGGCUUGUGUUCUUUGCCAUUCACAUUUAAACUAAUACAUGUACAUUUUCAAUAAAGAGUACAGUUGGUUUUCCCAAACCCCAUUCAGUUGUUGUUGGCACAGUUUUAAUUUUAAAAAGUCUGAGAUGACACUGACACGCUGGAGAAUUACCUUUGGCUAGUAACAUUUUAUUCUCCAUGCUUUUGACUUAAUUUCAACAUAACGCAACAGAAUAAAUGCGCAAUUUAAAAAAAUUUAAAAAUCAUUUACCGGUUUUAAUUUGUCUGGAUUUCAUGUUUUCAGUUUUUUACUCUUACAGUAAGAUUAUUUUGGCCGGCUUAAAAAAUAAAUACUGUAAUAUAGUAAGUUUAUAGUUCAAGGAAAAUUCAUUUAUACUAUAGUGUUUUGAAUCUUAUAGUAAAUAUUGAAGUAUACUACAAUAUUUGCUACAGUUAAUCAAUUUACUUUAGUUGAUACUACAGAAUAAUAUAGUUAGGUACUGUAGUUGCAUAAUGUUUUCAAGUUAACCGGAUCUUUGACUUUUGGUGUGUGUUUAAUAGCUUUUCUCAAAUGAAGCAUCAGAAUGCUCUGAGCAGCUCUGAAGUUCACGUCUCCAUAUAGUGAGAUGUAGUACACGAAACCAUGUCAUGUCUCAUUUACUUAGACACGCAGAACAAACGGAUGACAUAUUUAAACAGCAUCUGUAUCAUAAUCCGUGUUUGAUUAGCUGUUAAGCGCAACUUUCUGAUUAAGUUGUCGUUAGUCAAAUUCCAAGCCAUUCUGAGCUACACAUUAAAUGCUGUCUGUCUGGAUUUCGCAAUUCAGUAUGUUUUUUGCAAGCGUGUUUUUUACACUUGCCUUUGGCUCCCACCUAUCAUUGAUGUUGAACACUUCCACCUUUUAACAUUUUGGUCUACAAUGAUCAAUCAGUUAUUGAGCUAGCAUUAAAAAAAUCGGUCAUCAAGUCUGUUGCCUUACUCCAACUAGGAAUGCCAAGUUCAUAAUAAACAUUUACAGUUUUUAGCUGUCUAGUACAAUUUUGCAGGUAAUGACAGUCUAAAGAAAAUAACAAUGUUUAUUUAAGGUUUUUUUGUUUCAUUUAGAUGUUCUGUACUGUUACAUUAACUAUUUGAUAUAUUAAUUUUCCUGCAAGCAGUUUGUAUUUAAGUUGUUUUAUAGAAAAAUGUUUCAAGGUUUGGAUCUUCAAUCUCUUGCACUUGGAACAAAAGCAGUGAUUGAUCCUUAAACAUCUCAUUCACAGAAUCUACAGGUGGAUUGAAAGCUUUCAAGAAAAAAGUUAAACCAUCCUUUCAACAAAUUGUCCUGAGAUGCACAUUUUAGUCUUAAUUUAAGAUACCAAAGUCGGACUUUCAAAUAUAUUAGGAUUCAGAUCUGCUUGAUCUGGCAUCACUAGAUACAUUUGCCUGCGUGUGAAAUCAUGCAACGUUAUAAUUGCAUAUCAUUUUGUUUCUUAAAGCAACCUUAUAGAUUUGGUUGCAUGUUUUUGUAUGUACUGAAGAUUAAACCAAAUCAAAUUGUUUGUCAACAGCAAGAAGGGAGGGAGUGGGUUGGAUUGAGCAACUGUGAUCUGUCAAAGACCCAUGCUGGCUCACUAAAUAUCAGCCACAAAGUGAAAAAAUAAGAUUUUUAUUGCAGUAGAAAUUACGACAAGCUUUGUUGAACGACAUGUUUUUCCAUUUGAAAGUAACUGAAUGCCCUUUUAAAUAAGAUUAUUUGUAUCUUGUUCGUGUAGAAACAUUUACAUGAUUAUAUAGAUGCAAUAUAAAUAGUGUCUAGCUUCUGUUGCUCAGACAUCUCUUGAGUGAUUAACUCGCUGCACAGCUUUUUGGAUCAUUUUUCUGUAAAUUGAGUCAACCAUGUUCAUGGAAUGGAUGUUCAUGGAAUCCUAAAGGGAUACUUUGAAAAUUACAAAGAUACAAAAAUGAAAAUUCUGUCAUCAUUUACUUGCCUUCAAUUUGUUCCAAAUCUGUAUGAAUUUCUUUGUUCUGACGAACACAGAGAAAGAUAUUUGGAAGAAUGUUUGUAAUCAGAAGUAUUUUGCCCCCACAUUGACUACCAUAGUAGGAAAAAAUACAAUGGUAGUCAAAAGUGCCCCAGCAAUGUUUGCUGUCCUACAUUCUUCAAAAUGUAUUUUGUGUUCAGCAGAACAAAAAAAUGAUUUUUCCUAAUAUGGGAGUCAAUUGGGGGCAAAAUGUGUGUAAUCAAAUAAGAGGUUAUAGGAAUUUAGUCUGUAAAAUAGGAAUGCAUGGUAAUGAAAGUUGAGCACAUCUUUUGCACGUAAUUAAUUUCAUGCAUUACACAUUGACAAUUUAUGUCCUCAUAAAUAUUGAUCCAUUUUUUUUAUUAGGUACUCCAAAACAGAAUUUUGGCAAUCAAUGUAUGAAAUGUUUUCAAAAAUGUGUGUUUUCAUACUACCAUUAUGACUUCCACGUUAAUUGUAAUCUUAAUGUGAUGGUGUGCUUGAAUCGACUUCAUUUGUAGUAAAGUGAUUUAAAUCCCAUGGCAAAAGUCAGGUUAGUAAUUACAUGAAGAAAAGGUAACUACACUUUUGUUGUUUUACACAUGCAUUGUGGAAAACUGUUUUGUCUGUUGUGCUGGUUUUCUAUACUUUUUCCCUUAACAGGUUUGUUCGUGACUAUCUUCGGUUUUGGAUUUUAGCAAUUUAUCUACUAAAAGUGUCAUCUUCAGACAUCACGCCCAUGGACUGUUCGCCAGUGGUUUAAGACAUACUGUGCACAAGAAUGGCAGUUUCCUAGAGUUUCAAGCUGUGGUUUAAUAGGCUGGCCUUUUUGUAGCUUUUUCACAAGGUAGCUAAAUCGUAUUAUUUUGUAAGUUGUGGAAAUAAAUCCAUACUAAAGCUUCUCUAAUCCUACCUAACUGUCACUGGCACAAAAGCAAAUUGUACUAAAACUUGGAGUCUUGAGCCUAUAUUUGAGCAUAAAAGUUGAUCAUGGGCUGUCUUGUCAACUCUUCUCUAGAGUGGCAUUGUAUGAAGAUGUGAAGUGUCAAAAUAAAGGGGUGCCUCUUAAAGGGAUAGUUUACCCAAAAAUCAUUUCAUUUACUCACCCUCAGGUUGUUUCAAACCUGUAUAAAUUCCUUUGUUCUGAUGAACACAAAAGAAGAUAUUGAAAAAUGUCAGUGACCAGACAGAUCUCAUCCCCUAUUUACUCCCAUAGGCUUUCCUGUAGCUCAUUGGUUGGAGCAUGGCGCCAGCAACGCCAAGGUCAUGGGUUUGAUCCCAGGGAUUGCAAAUACAAAUGUAUAGUAUCAUGCAAUGUAAGUCGCUUUGGAUAAAAACGUCUGCCAAAUGCAUAAAUGUAAAUGGUAUUUAUUUUCCCUACUAUGACAGUAAGUGGUGGAUGAGAGUUUGGUUACUGACAUGUUUUCAAAUAUCUUCCUUUGUGAUAAGCAUAGCAAAGUAAUUUAUAAAGGUUUGGAACAACCAGAGGGUGACUACAUGAUGAAAGAAUUUUCAUUUUGGGGUGAACUAUCACUUUAAUGUGUGUAGAUAUUGAUUUUUUCCUGUUGAAUUAAUACAUCUUCGCAUUAGUUGUGGUCCAAUAUUGAUCCAUAAUAGUGGGUGGGGUGGAAAUCGAUUCACCUAAUUAUCGCGAUUCUUUUUUAAAAAGAUUCUAGAAUCUGUUGUUUAUCCCAGAAUUGAUUUUAAUUAUUUUACUUUUCCUAAGAGGUGCUGGAGAGACUCACUUAUUCCACCAGAGGAUGAAAUGUAGUAGAUGACAUUGUAUCUGUUUCAUGCUGGCACGAGAAGGAAAACCAUGGCGAAAGCAGAGCAUCAAACCUCUUCCAGAAUAGCUUUGUUUUAAAUCCAGAUCUAGACUGCGACCUUUUUUUCCUCCUGGUGCAACCAUUUUUCUGUCAAAUUGAUGAAUAUAUAUAUAUAUAUAUUUAAAUUCUAAUGUGCAGAAAUGUAUUCUGCAUUUCAGACAGCGCAAAAUACUUGAAAAGUUCUUUUUCACGUCGUCUUAUGCCGGGACUUCACCACAAGAUAAUCGGACCGAUGUCUCCCCUUCCGACAAUCCUAGGUUAAGUCACGAUGAUCUUAAACGGCUCUACAGAUUAUUUUAUCAGAUUUUUUCGUGGUUUGGUUUGUUAAGAGUCUGAUUGGAAAAACAUUGGAGCCACCCUGAUAGAGAAUCGUAAAUAUUCAACAUAUAUUUAUUCAAGUUGAAUAUUUAUGAUCAGAAAUCCUGAUGUGUGAGGGAAACCCAGCGGACAAACGCACAAGAACUCUGUUGAUUGUUACGUGGAACGAAACGAAACAAAUCAAAAAGCCAGCAGACAGAAGCACAACAACCCUAGUCAUGACUUCAACCAAACCCUUUUGUUUAUUUUGUCAAUUUUAUGUCAAAAGCAUUACAAAUGAACUGGUGCGGUUUCGAUUGAAAUAUGAACGCAACAUGGACCAAAGGCAUCGAACCGAAUCAAAACCAGGAAGUGAUAACAAUAUACAACCCGAAAAUCAAGUGAUUUGUUCAUAUAAAGGAUUGUUUAUUAGAUAUGUGCUUGUGCAUGUAACGGAGGAAAUCCUGGCACCGUUUUGACAGUUUUAACCACUUCAUGAGGUCUUUGCGAGUUACCGGCUUGCUAAAAAUACCCUCAUAUGCGCAGUCAUACACUGAGCAUGUAUAACCCAGCACACAGCAUUGUUUUGGAUAUCCGGUAAGUUCCGUUCCGUUAGGUUAGAAAUAUUUAGGUUCGCUUUUAAAAUGCCAGUGUGAACACUAAGCGAACAGAACUAUUUUUUUUUUGGUUCGGACCAAAAGAACCAAACGAACCGAACUACAAGUAUGAACACGCCCUUAGAUGACGCUGAUGUCGCGAGUGGCGGGGCUAUUGUCAGACUGCCCGCUCCAGCCUGAAGUACACAAGUUACCGACCAGUAUAGACACUUUCAUUCAGAAAUUUACUCCAAAAAUGCUCCAAGCACUGCCGACAUGUUUGCUGCAUUAAUAAAGCAUGCGUGUCGCGCUCUCUCUCUGCGCUGGUUGCUGCUUGAUCAUAUCACACGACACCGAACAUUUUUUUUUUUUUCUAUUUUCGGUUGCCGAACAUUCGGUGCAUCCCUUUAUACUACAUCCGUGCCCUGGCUCUUAAAGGAACAGCAGCAGCAUAAUAAACUUUUGUUUUAAUGUUUAUCAAGUUGUAUAUCUUAGAUAAAAUGAUUAAGGUUAUCAAAGUAUCUUUAUUUUUUGUCUUUAGAAGUGCAAAAAUUAAUUAAUUUUUGAAAAAUCAAUAAUCAUAUGAUUUUGCAGAAGUGAUGUAGGUUUAGUUUAUUUUUGUACAUGUUUGUUUAUUGUUUUUAGAGUUUACUCAGUCCCAAUAAUAGCUCAAUGUUGGGAUUUUGACAAAAACCCUUUUUUGUCACUGGUAGGUUGUGGAUUAGUUUUUCUUGCAUGUCAGUGAGUCAUUUGUUUAUGCUAGAAUUAUUUGUAUUGCAUGAAUUUAUUAUACGCAAUGUAAUUUUAAAAAAUGAAUCAUGAAACUAUUAUAUAACCAUCGAUUAAGUUGCAGGCUAACAUUCUCUGAAGGUGCCAGGUAUUCACAUCAAAGAAGCUCAAGAAAUCUCUGACCUCCAUUUGUUGUUGUGUCUGGUGGGUACAUUGGGACUCAAUCAACCAUAAGAUCUAUCCCCUCCUUGUGUCUACCCACUUCUGUGUGGUUUCAUCUUUACUGAAAGUUGCCUAGGAACUGUAUGUAUUUCAUGUGACAGCAUCUGGCCAGCCCAGGAUAAACCCAUUUGUAUUAUGGAGCUGUCUAAUCAUAUAUGACCAUGAUGUUUUUGACAGAAGAGCCUCCACUUCUUGUUUGAGCUGGUGUUUUCUCUUCAGUUUCAGCUUUGCACACAAGAGCCUGUGUAUCCUUCAUGCACCUGUGAUGUUCUGUUGUAGCAAUGGGUGAAGGAGUGGAGUUGCACUGAAGAAAUAGCCAAAUACCUUGUGAUGAUUAUGCUAGGGCAUGUCACUGGGACAGAACAAAUCCCUAAUACCGGACUAUAACUUGCUCACAUUUCCUAUCCAGGAGUCGCAUGUUUUUCUUUAUUUUUUUUGUAUCGUAUGAUUGGUGGCUUCUAUAAGAACAAUCUUCUAAUUUUAUUAAAAUCCUUCAGAAUUUGUUAAACGAAAGGUUGUUUCAAGUGUGUCCAAUACUGUUCUCAUUUACAGUAUAUGAACUUCGCCUGAUUUUUGGUUACUGAGAGUUUUUGCAGCUCCUUCUCAGAACUUCUGAUAUUGAAAUUUCCCUGAUUUCCGGCAGGCCCUCAGUUAUGUUCUGUCCUUACGUUCUGGAAAAGUGGUAGAUGCUUGAAUAUAAGAGUCAUGAUUUAGGCAGAAAUUUUCGAUUAGAUACCCUUCAGAUUACAUAAUUGUAAAGCAUUUAAUCAUGUCAUUUUGCACAACAUUAUAUAUAUAAAACAAAAACAAUUUAUAGUUUUUUAAAAGAGCUCACAAAACAAUUUUUGCAUUCAGACCAUCCAAAAUGUAGGUGGCAUUGUUAGUAAAGGUUUUUUUUUUGCUGAAAGUAUGAUCUUCAUUUAGAAAAUCCAAGCCCUCAUGUGUCAUUGCUUUGAGUCACAUAAGCUGGUACAAGCAGCACAUAAGUAAUUCCUUCUGAUGAUAUACUGACGUUUUCUAAAGCGAAAAGUUCCAUCUGCGCAGGAAUUUGCACAGUAAUUACAUAUUUUGUGCAUCGUAAGCUUCAGAGAAGUUCCGGUCACUUCACUGUGCCCUACUCACUAGGGGCACCCUAAAGUGAAAACCCUGGAGGCUUUACCUUACAUUGUAUUUCUGCAAAAAAAUCAUAUUUUUUAAGCCCCAGUGUUAAAUGGUUACUCUGGCCCAAAAUGAAAAAUCUGCCAUGAAUUACCCUAAAGUCAUACGAUAACCCUAAGAUAUAGGUUCAUCUUUGGAACACAAAUUGAGAGCUUUCUGACUCACCCAUAGACGGUAACAUAACUGACAUUCAAAGCCCAGAAAGUGACUAAAGAUAUUCUAAUAGUAUUCAAAAGUAGAAUUAGUAUGUCUGAAAUCGUAGUAUGUUGAAAAUAAUAUUCCAAAGAGUCCCAGAUGGUCUACUACUUCCUGUAGAAAUUCGAAGUGCAGAACGAUGCACACUAGCGGCUGAUAUUACCCACAACUCACCGCGAGUAGGCGGAGAUUAACGGCACUCCACUGCAUGAAUAAAUUUUAUAACUGAUGCUUAACUAAAUUAACAAAUGUAAGUACGCAGUAAACAUUACAUACGAAAUAAUGAAUGAAUAAAUACCUUAAUGGAAAGAAGAGCUGUAUUUUGAUGUGUGUGGCAGUUAUUGGCCACAAUGUUGUCUAGGCAACAACGGCCACUUCCGCUUCCUGUUAGUAUGUCCCAGUGCGUGCAAUCUCUUUUGCCAUGCACUCAAAAGUACCUACUAUUAGGGCUAGUAUAAGUAGGCGAAUUGGAACUCGGGGAUUGACUGUUUACAUGCGCACCAAUAAUGUGAUUAUUUCCAAUAAUAAGAGUAAGGACUUAAUUGCAGUAACAUGUUAACAUGACAUGAGAACACCUCUGCUCCCGUUUACAUGGACGUUUUAUGUCUGAUUAUUUUCUAUAAUACACAGCACAAAUGAUGAUCUUAGAUAUAGUAGGUGUGUGUGUUAGGCUACUGGCUAUCGUUUCAUCGCGUCAAAUGCAAAACAGUAUUAUGUGGAUGUAUUUUAUGGUUAUUCGGCACUGAUGAAUAUAGAAAUAUGAUGGAGAAUGUCUCCGCAACAGUGAUGUGCGCUGUCAUCGCGUUCGCGCUGUUUCUGUAUGAAGGUAAGGAGCAGAGACUACUGACGGCAAGUUGUGUUGACGGUAAAACUUCAGACUGUCAUGUUUACAAUGAAUUUGCGCUUAAGGUGCGUGACAGAAGCACAUGCACACCUUGAUCAGAGAAGCAUAAAUGCGAUUGUGUUACAUGCCUUCAUAUUGCGAUUAAAACCAACGUACGCCACAUAUGUUACUUUGAUUAUGCUUACUGCGAUUAUGAGCUUAAUCGCAUUAUUUAAAUCGAAUGAUUGCAUGUACAUGAGGUAAAGCGUAAUCGCAGUAUUUCCAAAAUCCUAUUAUAAUCGCAUUAUGAGAGUGUAUGUAAAUGUAGUCAUUAUUGAACUAGUCCAUGUGACUUCAGUGGUUCAGCUUUAACUGUAUAAAGCGACGAGGAUACUACUUGUGCACAAUCGAACAAACAUAACUAUAUUCAAUAAUUUCCUGACAUUCCACGUCAGUCUCCAACGCGUGUCCGGAAGACCACAUGACGCAUGCGUGUGGCGCUCAAUAUGCAUAUGUUGUGAAUGCUGGCUCUUGCGUCGGCUCCACAGCCCCUGCGUCGUGAACGCCGGCUCCAGCGCCUGCUCAACACGCACGCUUUGUGAACGUCAGCAACGUGCAUAUGUGUUGCGUGGUCUUCCAGAUGCACGUUGGAGACUGACGGAGUAGAAUCUGAAUCAAAGGAGGCUAGUUAAAACAACAGUAAAUAUUCACUAAUAAAUUUGACUUGCUUUUCCUUAAAAUUUGCUUGCUAUAAAAUGAUCUUUGUAUGAAUUUAUGGGAAGAAUCCUCUUUUCCUACCUAAAACCCUUUAGAUCCCUGUCACUAUAAGCCAGAAAGGAAGAAAAAAUUAAUUGACUUCAAAUAUCAAGGACACAACAUCUUCAGACUUGGUAAGUGCACAACGCAAAUAAUUACCUAACAGUCUGCCAAGUCUUAAGCAAAAUAUUGUCAUUGUUGUUUUUCUCUACAAUAGCUGUACAUUUUACUAGAUAUUUGUGAUCUGGCAGAGUAACACCAAGAAGUUGUAUCGGCACAGAAACUGCAAAUGAGCCUUAUGCCACAUUUAAGGAAUAAUUUACUUUAAUCCUGUUCUAAGCUCAUAUAACUUACUUUAUUUAACCAAUUUUAUUAAAAUGCACAAGUAGUUUUAUAGCCAGGUACUGUUAAACUUUAAUAUAGUUAUUUCCUGAAGCCAAACAAUUUUUACAGAAAUAUUAGUCAUUGAAGAUUAUGGUGGUAUUGCUCAAAUAAGAGUAUGGUAUGCCGUGACGCAUAAGGACAUAUGUGACCCUGGACAACUUGAAAAUACACAUCUGAAAGCUGAAUAAAUAAGCUUUCAAUUGAUGUGUGGUGUAAUAGGAUAGGACAAUAUUUGGCCGAGAUGCAGUUAUUUAAAACUCUGGAAUCUGAGGCUGCAAAAAAUCUAAAUAUUGAGGAAAUCACCUUUGAAGUUUUUAAUCAGAGACGUUGUAGCUGGCCGCUAAGAAGAAACAGGUUUGUUUAACCCUCUCAUUACCGCUGUAAUGACGUUGUGGAGAGUAGAUAAACCCAAAGAGGAAAUUCUAAACUGUACAAAGAUACCAAACUUAAGUGGAUAAUUCCCAGAAGCGAGAGAAGUUUGCAGGCGUGUUUCCUGCCAUUUUCUUAGCAUUUUUGCUGCAUCCACUCACAAAACGUUUUGAUAUAUUUACAGUAGGAAAUGGAACAUAACCUUUACUUAAUAUCCUCAUUAUUUUUGCCAUAAACGAAAAAUCUAUCAUUUUGACCCAUAAAAUGUUUUGUUUGCUAUUGGCACAAAUAUUCCCAUGCUACUUAGACUGGUUUUGUGGUUCAGAGUCACAUAUAUAGUCACAGAUAUUUCAUCUUACAUUUUAUCUUGCAGCUCAGAACUGGAAAUAUGAAUUUACUCUGAUAUUUAUCAGGGUUUUUCCUGCCUGAGAAUUUGGAGGCAGGUGUCUCCAUCAAAUUCCAUGCCAUCUCUGACUGUCGACAAAAUGAUGUCAGUCAGGUGUCAUCACGGAAGACACUAACAACAAGUGAUCUCUGUGGGUUAUUCAUUUAUGACUGCAGUAGCGGCAUUGUCACUAUGGCGGCGCUGUUUAGUUAUCAGCACGGACACGCUGACAAAACCUUGGGAGAGAAGAACUGCAGUUUUCAACAAAUGUAUUCCUAAGGCUAUGACCUGUGUUUAUUUCGCAUCAAAGUAUGUUCAUUUUCUUAAAAGGUUUCCAAAAUUAACGUGACAUCCAAUUGGUGUAAUGUUUUCAGCUGUGCAGUUACUGUAUGGCUCAGCGAUUACACUUUACACACCGCGAGGAGAUCAAUCAUAAGUGCAGAUGAAACUGAUCAAUUCGCCAAUUUAGCUCAGAAAAAGUUAAGAUGCAAAAGUAGUGACAUCCUGAACAGCCUCUUACCGCUCUCUCAUUGUGUUGGUAGUAUCAACACACAACAUUAUCAGUACAAUUCACAAACGGAGGAUUCAUUUGAACCGAUUUGCUUUAAUAAACAGUUGAAACAAGUCAGUCAUUAAGUGAAUCACAGCUAAUGAUCAGUUGAAGCACGGUGAACUGCAGAAUAAAGAAUGAGCUGGUUUUACUCAUGAUUUACCCUAAAUAAUACAAAAUAUUGAUGGAUCGCAAGCUACAAGGAAUGUCUACUUAAAUACCUACAAAACCAGUUUUGAGGUAAUUAUUCAAAGAGUAAUAGAUUAAACAGAAAAUGAAAGAAGAGAAAGGAAAGCAAAUAAUAGUCAGAGAGAGGUAAGAAAUUGUUUUUCAUGUAAGGGCUUCCUUUAUGUUAUUAAGUAUGAUUAUAUAGCAAUAUAAUUUCAGAUUACGCAAAUGAUUCACUUAAAGGUACGGUAGGCCUACACAUGCGCAAGUGUGCACGCAGUCAGGAUUGCACCACCUCCACCUAAUUUUGAGCCAGGAAAAACCCUGUUUAUGGUUUGUAAAAUUGGUCCGUGCCCUAAUAUUAGAAAUUAAAUUUAUUUUUAGAGAGCACCUUUUUGUUCCAAUAGAUGACUCCGGUCAUUUAAACUUUAGAUUUCUGUACAUUGGGACCUUGAAUUUAGUACUUUUCAUAGGGUGAUCAGAUCAGAUACUUGAUGGCGAGGUGUGUUUUGCCCUCAUCAGAAUUGAUUUGAAAUAUGCCUUUUUCGCAUUUUAGCGAACGUGGCAAGAGCUUGUCUCUGUGUCUGUAUUGUGUAUUUGAGCGAAUGGUGGUAGUUAAGCAUUAGGGGCCAGUGUUCAGCUCAACCACUACUCCACAUUUGAGACUCCAGCAGUUGGUUACAUUGAGGAUGAGUAGUUCUGCAGAUCAGUGGACUUGUUUGCAUCAAGGAGGUAUACUUGCAUAUCACCAGAAAAGGUAAGUGACCUCGUCUUUUGUUCCAUGAAAUAAACCAAAUACUACUUUCUCUUUUACCAAUCACCCUUUGUGCUGGAAUUUAACUGGGGUUCUGGCAUCACACCUUCGAAAAUGCAUUCACAGUGCAGAAUGUUUCUUUUGCUGUUCAUUGCAAAGAUACUCUAUUUGAAAUGUGUGUGAUACUUUGGCUUCAGCUGUGUGUGUUUCAAAGUCCGUUUACAGAAGUCGUGCCACUCGGCGGCCAUGUUUGCAGUGUCUCUGGGCAGCUAUUUCAGUGAAAGCAAGACAACAGCUCUAUCGACUUAAUCUAUCUUCAUCUACUUAAAUGGGGAAUAACAGAUCAUUUCAAAAUCGCUGGCAAAAAUCACAAUUAAAUGGCAUAUUUCCAACCCACUAUUAAACCUGACAUCAACUGUAAAACACAGGUUGGCCAAAACCUUAGAGAAUCGUCAGUCUUUAUCGAUUGCGAUUGGCUCUUUUUACUGGAAGACGGGACUUCCUUAGCUAGAGCGGCCAUACGGAGUGUUGCAAUCCCUCUCCAUUUAUAGGAAUGGCAGUGGCUCAUCUUGGUAAUGUCUAUUAUCUUUGAUAUCUACAGCUUCUCUACAAGGUCUCUCACACAGCAGCUUUAUUUGGGGACGGCAUGGGCAGCAGCAUAACUUUAUGUAUGUAAACACUGCACAAUAAGGAAAGAAAUGCAGGCCCCAUGACUGGGGGUGGCAGCAUUUUUGUGGGAUUGACAUAUGAGGCGAAAGAAUUUCAAAUUGAUCUUAUUUUGUUGUUCAAUUUUGUGAUGUUGCUCAGUCAUUACACUUACAAUGAUGUGCAAAUAGCAACAUGUUUUUGCUUUUUUUUUUUUUAAGGCCAGACCAUGUGAGACAAUACUGGAGAGUACAGACCACUUGUUCAGAAAUGAAUAAGAGAAAUUAUAAUGUGUAACAUGCUGAAUUUUCUACAUUUGGAUGUAGGAAUCACUUUUUAAAUAAUUUCAUUUUACGCAAAAUUCACUUUAUUCAAAUGAUAUCAAGAGCUUAUGGUAAAAUGUACAACACCCUUUGUUAACUUGAGUUAUUCGAGUUAACAAUUUUUUACAAGUACUUUUGGAUGUUUAAUUCUUCACAUUUAUACAUUAUGCAUUUGGUUGACACAUUUAUCCACAGUGACUUGUGUAUAUCGUCGCUGUCGGGCGUAAUCCUCGUAUCUCCAAAACCAUUAUUUUUCAGGAAAUUAAAAAAACUGCAUAUUUUUUGAGUUAUUAAACAUUGUAUCGUUAAAGUUGGUAUUAUACUUAUAUUGCUAUCAUAUACUGUUGUGUACCAACAUUAACACAACAUUUCCCCAAAACCAUGUUUAAUCAGAGAUACAAGGUUUAUGACUUGGGAGCAGGGAGAUACGAGAUUACGCUGUCAUUGAUAAGAAUGUUACGGACACAGACGUCGCUGCUGCCAGCAGUGUUCAUCAAAGUCUGCGGUCGUGUUGAGCCUUUUGACAAGAGACGAGGCUUUAAGAGCUAAUGAAAGCUAAUGAUUGUGGUUACAUACAUCUUCCUAAACUCUAUUUUAAACGUUAGAGCUAUGAGUGAUGCAAUACCAAAAUAAAACGUUAAACAGGCUGUCUAAUAUAGGCAGAAAUUAAUCUGCACGCAAAUAAAGUCCGCGGUCGCGUUGAGCCUCUUGACAAGAGAAAAGGCUUCAAUCGUUAACCAAAGCUAACUACUAUGGUUACAUACAUCUUCCUAAACUUUAUUUUAAAGGUUUAAGAACUAUAAGUGAUGUAAUACAAAAAACGAUGAGCUGACUAGGCUGUCUAAUAGGCGGAAAUUAGCCGAAUCUGCUCGCAAAUUUACCUUCGUGGCACUUACCUUCUGCACCGAAGCAUUACAUCUAUCGAUUUUUAACAAAACAGGCCCACUCAAAUGUAUCUACUCUAACUAUUUUCACUCGUUAUUGUCUAAAAAACUUUCAAUCAGGAGACGUAAUGCCGAGAAGCUCCCGCGGAGUGAAGAAGAGGUGGAGUUACGAGACUUCUCAGACAGUUGAAGUGUCCAAUGGAGUUAAGAGAUUUGCUCUCAAGCUAUUUUCAACACUUUAGAUUGGUUAAUAAUUUGUAAAAAUAACAGACCCACAUGGGGACUGACCAAUAGCAUCGAUUUGUGAAAAAAUAUGAAAUUAAUCAAAUUUGGACAUAGGAGGUUUCCGACCGACAGCGACGAUAUGUUCAAAGGGAUAGUUCAUCCAAAAAUGAAAAUUCUGUCAUCAUUUACACACCCUCAGGUUGUUUCAAACCUAUACAAAUGUCUUUGUUCUGCUAAACACAAAGGAAGAUAUUUGGGAGAAUGUCAGUAACCAAACAUAUCUCAUCCCUCAUUUACUGCCAUAGUAGGGAAAAUUAAUACUAUGGGAGUCAAUGGAGGAUGAGUUCUGUUUGGUUACUGACAUUCUUCCAAAUAUCUUCCUUUGUGUUUAGCAGAACAAAGAAAUGUAUACUGGUGUUGGAACAAUCUGAGGGUGAGUGAAUGAUGACAGAAUUUUCAUAUUUGAGUGAACUAUCCCGUUUGCUUUCUGUGGAUUGAAUCUACAACCUUUCACUGCUAAUAUAAUGCUCUACCUGUUCUGUACAUAGCAAUGUGUGCUUAUUGGACACCAGUUGCCCCUUCACGGUUAUUGAGGCCAAAAUAAUUCAUAUUAUAUAUUAUCACAAUAUCUAUUUAAAGGUGCAUUGUCGAGGUUUUAGUGGCAUCUAGCUGUGAGGUUGCGAAUUGCAACCAACCACCACUCACCCCUCCCUUUGCAACCACUACGGAGGGUGACACUGGCAAAUCAGCGAAAACCUGACACCUUUGUCCUAAGGAGAGAACAUUUACAAAACGCACUCUGUGGAGCAGUAUGUCUGUUUAGGGCUACUGUAGAAAUCUGCCGAGUUCGAUGUAAGGCAGUCCGCAGUGUAUGUACAUAAAAAUAUCUCAUUCUUUGGUAAUAAAAACAUGUAUGUUAUAAAAAUUAACAAAUAAUGCUAUCAGGCAAGUUCAUCAAAAUUGUAUUUUGUGGCCAAUAAAUCGCAGUUAAGUUAACUGUAGGCAUUAGAGAGAAAGUUUGAAACCAUUGUGGCUCAUAAGGCAAAACUGGAUGGGCGCUGAAUUAUUUACGAUAUUAUCAUUCGCACAAUUAACAUAUGAAUAAUCAUGGUUUUUAAUAUCACAGUUAUUGUUGAUACCAAUAUAUUAUGACAUCCCUAUUGGACACAUGUUCAACUGGCAAAGUGUAUUGGAUACCAAAUGAGCUAAGAAAAUGAUUCUUUUAAGUCUUUAAUGCAAACAUUUUACUAGACCUUGUUACUUGUUUUCUGUGGAAUCUCCCGAGUGCUUAAAACAUCUGAACACAUCACGGUAUUGGUUUUCUUUUGGUUGCAAGAAUACAUUUGUUUUAUUUUUCCUCAAAAAAAAUAUUCUCUUCCCAAACUUGGCAUUCAACGAGUUUGUUUACUCCAUGGCCGUUUAAAUAUUACAGCAAUGCUGCCUCCACACUUUUUUCAUAACUUCUGUAUGAGGACUGGGGUGGGAAAUACUCGGGGAUAAUAAUACAUUACUCAAGUGCAUCUUUAGGUCUUCUGUGAACUUUGUGAAGAAGAAUAAAGAACUGCAGUCGUACCUCCUCCAGCAUUGUAAUGCAGCUGUGUUACUAGAGAGACUAUACAUGGUGCUUCAGAUUCAGUCUGGUGAGUGUGCGUGCAUACAAUAUGCUUGUUACUACUGGGUGAGUCGUAUUUUACAUUUGUAUAGUAGUGGAUCAGUAUUUUGACUGUCUGGAUGUGUGUGUGUGUACAUGUUUGUUUAUCUGCACUGUGAUCCAUUUACUUUGGUUCAGGUUUUAGGUUUUAAUUAUCUAUAUUUGGUUCAUGUUAAGUUUAUAUCUGAAUGAGGUGUGAUGCCAGAACCUUCAUUGUGGUGUGAUUGCUGCCUCUGGAGGGGCCCGCUUUUAAUCCAAUGUGCACUUCAUAUACACUAUACUUAAGAAAUCCAGCAUCAUGUUUGAGGUGGUGUUGUCUGUAUGAGCUAUCUGUCAUUUCUUGGUCAGUUAUUGAGUUGUACAGCAGCAUAUACACAGAUACAUAAGAUACACUGUAGUGUUUGAAGCAGAUGGAGGAACAGAAUUGGCCUUUUGGCCUCUUUCAACAGUAUACUGUAUGUACAUUUUUUAAAUGGGACUCAGCUGUUCAUCAAACUUAAUUUGCAAAACUUCCAUCACAUAUAUUUAAGAAAAGUAAUUCUUACAAUUUCUUUAAAAGAUCUUUGCAUGAACUUUAUAAACUACACUUAUCACAUACUGUAUAUGAAUGGAAGACAUUGCGUGAUGUUUUACUAGUAGGCUAAUAUAGUUUAUAAUGGCAACCAGCAUUAAUUCAGCAGGGGUGUCAGAACAUUUUAUUACAUGUCUGCUCACUGUGUUUUUCUCACCGCAGGGCUCUUGGGUCAUUGAAGGUGGAUGAGACGUUUUAGACACUGUAAGAAACUGAAAACUGUAUGGCACUGGCCAAGAACCACAGUUUCAACUAAAAACGUUACUGUUCUACUGAGGAAUAGUCACCUGCAUCUUGGAUGGACUGAGGUCCUGGAGUUUAACAGACAUGACCAUGGUGACCGGAGGAUCCUGGAUACAGCAUUUGAUACCUCUUUUUUUUUACUCAUUUCUAAAUAAACUGAGAUGUCAAGA